Molecule: messenger RNA, 315 nt
Organism: Adineta ricciae
Lineage: Eukaryota; Metazoa; Rotifera; Eurotatoria; Adinetida; Adinetidae
Source: the annotation of a GenBank genome assembly
AUGGUAUUUACAUUCGCAAAGCGAAUCUCUGAGAAUGUACAGCGCAGAAUUCGACGUGCAUUGCUAGCUGAACCAGAAAAAACACCACAACGAAUUGCCAUUGCCAUGGCAUCGAUUGUAUUGCUGUCGAUUGUAAUUACAUAUAAUGUUCUUUUCGAAAGAGAAAAACAAAAACAAGGUAUUCAACCACCGACAGCCAUGGAUUUGUAUCGUCAACGCAAUGCUAAAGAAAAACUUGAACGUUUGGAGUUACAGCGGAAUAUUUUGCAAAUUUAUAGAAAUACGAAUACUUCAACAACAGGCAAAGAUUUGUGA